This is a messenger RNA of Psammomys obesus (fat sand rat), 641 nucleotides long. Its product is annotated as dihydrolipoyllysine-residue succinyltransferase component of 2-oxoglutarate dehydrogenase complex, mitochondrial-like. The record is from RefSeq and is a predicted model, not a curated record. Lineage: Eukaryota; Metazoa; Chordata; Mammalia; Rodentia; Muridae. Gene Ontology annotation, molecular function: acyltransferase activity.
GGCUCAACUACCUUAAUGACAGGACAGUGCUGAUUCUUUUAAGUCAUUUUUUGUGAUAGAACAGUUUAUUACAUUGGCCAUUAAAGAAUGUUUCAAAACUUGAAGCUAAGUUAUCCCAGUCUAAGGUAAAAGCUCAUCCAUUUUUAUACAUGGGUUAAAACCUGUGAAAGUCCAAAAUCGGGCCUUAGCUGCUCCUCGAAGGUAGUCCAGGCCUGCAAUCCCAGCUUGUUGGAAGAUUGAAGCAUGAGAAUUGCAAGUUUAAAGCUAACCGAUGCAGUUUCAUGACGCCCAGUCUUAAAACUUUAAAAAGGGGGCUCGGGGUGGGUAAAACACUUAGCAGCGUUGCUCAGAGGUCCUUGACGUGAACACGUGCCCAUACACACGCACACAGACUCUAGAAUUCAUUGUAAGUUUCUUUGCAUCAUGUAUUUUCAGUAACAUCCAGGAGAUGAGAGCUCGGCACAGAGACGCUUUCCUGAAGAAACAUAACCUCAAACUAGGUUUCAUGUCAGCAUUUGUGAAGGCCUCGGCGUUUGCCUUGCAAGAGCAGCCUGUUGUAAAUGCAGUGAUUGAUGAUGCAACCAAAGAAGUGGUGUAUAGAGAUUAUAUUGACAUCAGUGUUGCAGUUGCUACCCCAAGGG